Prorocentrum cordatum is the source of this 5651-nucleotide messenger RNA. NCBI's taxonomy places the organism in Eukaryota, Dinophyceae, Prorocentrales, Prorocentraceae. The record is from the annotation of a GenBank genome assembly.
CGUGGGUGCUCGCGGCGCGGGCGCUGAUCGUCGGCACCACGGCGAGGCGGUGGUGGCUCGCCAGUGCUGCCUUGCUCUCGUACAUCGGGGACUGGGGGGUCCUCGACUCUGUCCUUUCGAAGCCGCUCGUGGAGCCCGAGGACGACGCGUCCCUGAGGUACACGAGAGAGUCCGAGCGGCUCAGCUUCUACGACUAUAUACGGUUGCAUAUGUCCAGCGUGACGCGAUGGAGCCGCUUCUAUCGGACGACUGGCCCUCAGCGGGGGCAGGUGGUCCUCCUGGCGAUGCGAAUGUACCCCAAGAAGAAGAACGACACGAGGUGGAUCUACGUGAAGCCGGACCGCGCGCUCGGCGUGGGCGACAUCAAGGAUCGGGCGAAGAUGUCAAGUCGUCGACAGCCAGGCUGGGACUACGAGGCGUUCCCGACCCUCACGGCCCCCGAGAAGGCGGACAUCCUGGAGAAGGCCAAGGAGAAGCAGCUCGAGGCCGAGCUGUAUCUGUCCAACAUCCGCGGCUACGUUGCCUCGCUGUCCUGGUUUCGCUCUGGUCUGGUUGGCGUAUGGAGCACGUGGAACUGGGGGUCGACGGCGGGCGCCGCCUUCUUUUUCUGGAGGGUGGCGGUCUACUGCAACCUGUGGCAGUGGAUGCGCUGGUCCGUGGAGAAGCUCGAGGACGGCCACAACAUGAUACUCGAGAUCGACGAUUUCCGAGGAUAUCUGCACGACCUCUACCAGGACGGCAAGCUCGAGAUUCCCAUCAUGAUCUUCACCGCGGUGGUGGCUCUUGGGCCAAACCUCCUGCGACGCUGCAGGCAGCGCCCCUCCCCUCUGCUCGCGGGGGCCUCGCCUCCAGUGAGCGACGUGGACAGCGACGGGGAGGCGGGCCACUCGGUGGCGGGGUCGCCGGACGAGUCCGAGCCCGCCAAGGACAUGCAGGAGAUGAAGGCCAUGAUGAGCAACCUGCUCGACGAGAUCACCAAAUCAAGGUCGGGGUCGCCACGCGCCCCCACGAGUCGGAGUGCCUCAUCGGCCGCGUCCCCUGGAGAGAGCAGUCACGCCAGCUGGGAGAGAGUCCCCAGUGUCAACACGGACUCCAGCAUGGACAUGCACGUAGACAGGAUGAUCGACCGGCUGAAGCGUUUCGAGGACACGAUCAAUGCGGACAAGGCCUCUCCGGGAUGCAAGCCCUUGCAGGACGCCUCAUCCACGUCGGCCACGGCGGGGUCUACGACGUGCCCUACCAUCGACCUGGGGACGAAAGAGACGCUGGAGGGCGCGGGGGUGAGCCUCGAGCCCUUGCGGGAAGCACUCCGGGACCCCAGGGAGAGGUUGCUGGCCAACCUCUCGAAGAUCGAUGCGCCGCCCACAUUCACCCUCCCAGCGGGCCUCACCUCCCGCGUGGCCCCCGAGCUGUUGGUCCAGACCUACGGGAAGUACGGCAGCAUGGUGAAGUUCGCGACGGACUGGGUUCGCCUCAAGGAGCUGAAUCGCAACCACAUCGGCCACGAGAUGAUGCUGCACUGCAUGACGCUGGACCGGAUGCUGGAGGCCUCGCCCGAGUUCAUCCAGACGGCGGGCUGCGAGAUCCUAUGCGCACGAGCUUAUGCUCUGAAGCGGGCGUUCAAGGACGUGGCAUGCAUCAACGACUGGAAGCAGCCCCGGGGCAGCGGGGCCAACAAGUGGAAGUCCAAGGUGCGCUGGGACCUCGCGAACGAGCUGGACUGGAGAUCUCUCACGGAGGGCGCGGAGGCGCUCCCAGGCGUGGAGCGCGACUUGACGGCCAGGCUGCAGCAGAAGGCGCGCCUCCCGAAGCCGUUCCUCGAGACCGAGACCUUCUGCCGGUUACUGGAGGCGUGGCUAGCUAGGGGCAGCCAGGUGGCCGCGAUCAAGGAAGACGAGGACGCCGCCCUUCGGCGCGUCAUGGCCGGUCGGGCCUCGCCAUACUCAGGCGAUGGGGCUACGGCUGCCCUGGGAAAGGAUUCAAAGGGAAGGGAGAUGCUACCAAAGGGCGCGAUGUGCUCCGUCGACGUGGAGGAACUGGCUCUUCCGCCGCCAGGGACCAUCCCUGCCAAGCUCGUGGACAUCUGCCCGCUGGCUGCCGAGUACUUCUCCGACGUUGCGGGGAGGAUGCUACGCGAGCCCAGCAAGGCCAUGGACGAGGAGCUGAAGGGCCAGAAGGUCUACCGAGAUCCGUCUCUCCGCUCGAGGGCGUCGCGUCUCCGCCUAGCCGAGAGGCUUUGGGAUGCGGGGGUGCUCGGGACCACCGACGAGAUGGUCGAGGGGGUCUCGCUCUUUGGAGUCAUCAAGAAGUACCUGCAGGAGGAGGGGGACCCCCUCAGCCCCGCCAGGCGCCAGGUGCGCGCCAUCUGGGACCAGAGGCGGGCCAACCUCCGCUGGCAGAGGCCCCCGUACGUGCCCCUCGGCAGCCCCGCGACCUUCGCUCACGUGGACCUCUCCAACCUGGGCGAGAGGGACGUGGUCUACACUGGCGUGGGCGACAUCCCAGACAUGUUCUAUCGUUUGGAGACGCCGCCCGAUGUCUGGCCCUACUUUGUCUUGGAGGAGGUGCCAGUCCACGAGUUCGUCGAGUACAUGAGGACCAAAGGGCGGGACUGCGUCACCCUCGAUGGCGGGCCCUUCCUGGCGCUGAAGGACUCCGUCGGGGCUCGCCUGGUCUACGGGGCUCCGACGCCUCAACUGACCGGGCCCGAGGGGUUCGAGUCGGUGAACUGGGCAUACAUGGGCGACUACGGAGUCAUGGCCACGUCCGCCAGCGCGCAGCAGCCAGUGAGCGAGGUCGUGAGCGGACUGACGGCCCGAGUCAAGCACUACUUGAGGCAGGUCGGGCUCCCCGUCCACAAGGAGUCCGAGGGCGAGGGGCUCGAGUCGCUGGGGGCGGUCAUCCGAGGCCGACCCUACUCCGUCUCAGCAGAGACCGACCGCACCUGCGGCCUGGCUCUGGUGACGCUGCGGCUGGUAGAGCGGACGUACUGGACCGCGGAGCUCCUCGAGCGUGUCGUGGGGUUGUGGGCGUGGGCGGCCAUCUUCCAGCGCACGGGCCUUGCCAUCUUCGACCAGGUGUACCACGAGAUGAGACGCCCCGAGACCGCCAAGACGCCGUUCCGACUGACGGACGCGGCGAGGUGGGAGCUGACUACGAUGGCGUACUGCGCACCCCUCUUACGUACAGAUCUCGAAGCUCCGUGGCUCUCGCAGGUGUUCAUGACGGACUCCAGCGACACGGGCUACGGAGUGGCGGUCACCGACGCCUCGCUGGAGGAGAUCAGGAAGGACGCCCGUUACAGCGAGAUGAGGGGAUGGACGAUCGCCACCGAGGAUAUCUACACAGCCCAGGAGGAGGACGCCUGGGUCCCCCAUGCUGGGGGGUGUGCCUACGAUGUCGACGAGCUUAUCGAGGCCUCGACUGCACCGCCGCCGCGGGUAAGUCGGAGGGUCUACCGGGUGCUGUACCUCUUCGCGGGCAGGCGCCGGGAGGGGGAUCUAGAGGAGGCCAUCCACUCGCGGGCGGAGCUCGACGGCUACGAAGCCGAGGUCUGGUCCAUCGACGCGGUGAUCAACCCGAAGCACAACCUCACCAACGACGAGUUCGUCAGCCUGAUCCUGAGCCUGGCGCGCGACGGGUACUUCCACGCAGUGAUCGCCUCGCCCCCAUGCUCCACUUGGAGUCGGGCUCGCUUCCUGGGGAAGGGGCCCAGGCCCUUACGGACACGCCUCGAGCCUUGGGGGCGGAGCGACAUGUCAUUCACAGCCUUCGAGCGCCUCCGCCUGGACCUGGGGUCGCGCCUUUUGCUGUCGGCCAUGCAGGCGGUCCGCGAGGUGUGUCGAGCUGGAGGCCUGGGCUUGAUGGAGCACCCUGCGGACCCAGAGGAGGACCCAUACCCGUCAAUAUGGAACCUACCCGAGAUGGCAUGCCUCCUCGAGGAGACGGGCGGGAAGAUCAAUCGGAUCGACCAGUGCCGCUACGGAGCCCCAUCGAUGAAGCCGACCAUGAUUGGCAUUUUCGGGUUCUACGGCGACACACUGGACUUCGCCGCGGACCGUCUCCGCUUGAGGUGCAACCACCGAGGGAGGCAUCAGACAGAACUCAAGGGACGGGCGGAGCGAGGCCGUCCCGAUUUCUGCACCGCCUCCGCCCAGGCGUACCAGCCGCCGCUGUGCGCCGCGCUGGCGGAGGUGAUCAUCGAGGCUUUCGCCCGCAUGACGAGGGAGAUGAGUGGCCCUGAUCCAACGGGCUCGCGCGCGUCUCCAUCUACUUCGUCCUUCGGCCCGCCAAGGUCACGAUCUACGCGACCUGGGCCGCGCCUGUACGGGAUACGCUGGUGGGUAGCCGCCAUGGCAUUGGAGGCAGUCCACCCUGCUGGUGCGGUCUGCCCGAAGCCACCCAGGGCGGGAGACAUCCCCCUGCAGAAGCGAGGGCCACGUGCGUGGGAGAACUACGAGAAGGAGCCGCACCUGGGCAUCAGCGAGGGCGGCUUCACAAGGCUGCUCACCCACUCCGUGGCGGACGUCACCGCGGCGCAGUGGGCCCCGAAGGUUCGAGACUUUCUCAGCCACUGUGUCGACAAGGGUUGGGAGCUGCGGUCCGCGAACGCCGUGGACCACGCCCUGGCCGACUACAUGGACAUGAAGUGCUACAUGGACCGGCUCCGUCCUACAUGGGGGUCGAUUGUCUUGUUUGGGCUGCUGGCGAUUUGGCCUGAGCUGAGGAACCAGCUUCCCCUGGCCUUGCGAAGCCUGAAGAGCUGGCAGAGGCUGGUUAUCUUUGUGGAAGGGGGUCCUCUCCCUGAGGAAGCCGCCUUCGCCAUCGCCAUCUACUUCUUCGAGGCGGGGCUCCUGGAUGAAGCCAUCUGGACCCUGGUGCAGUACGACGUCUACGGGCGGGAGCAGGACAUGGAGGUGCUACGCGAGGCCGAUAUCAUCUGGGAUGGCCGAUGCGUGGGCCUCCUGUUUGGCAUCUCGGCCCGAGGCGAGGAGGGCAAGACGGGCGGCAACCAAGGGGUCGUCAUCCGCCGCGGCACGGUCGCGAGCCUCAUCCUGGCCCUGAAGGACGUCAAGAAGAAUGUCGCGGGGCCCAUCUUCGGCCCCAAGCAGGCAGGCUUCCGCAAAGAGUGGCACCGCGCAUGUCGCUCGCUGGGGAUGCCAUGGGCGCCGCCUCCGCACGGGCUCCGCCACUCGGGGCCCAGCGAGGACGUGGCCCGAGGACGGGCCAGCCUGGAGCAGGUGCGGAGGCGGGGCAGGUGGAAGGCAUUGUCCAGCGUCCAACGCUACUCUAAGACGUUCGCCCUCACGCAGUUCCGUGCAAAAAUGCCGAAGAAGGUGCUGGACGUGGGAUCCCGUGCGACCUCCGACCUGGCCGCCGAGAUACUCCGUGCGAUGGAGUCCCGCACCAACUACAGCAAGCAACAGCAGCAGCUGGUCGACGGCAUCAGGACGAAUCUGAAGACGAAGAAGGUGAAAGAUGUCGCCGCAGAGCUCCUGAUGCUGGGACUCACCACCGACAAGAGGUCCACCACCAACAAUAGGUCCACCACCAACAAGAGGUCCACCAAGGGUGACACAAGCUGCCCAGAGUCCGACGACCUCUACUCCGACGAGACGUGGGGAGAGGGCACUGGAUGGUGGACAGAGUGA